Molecule: messenger RNA, 2622 nt
Organism: Solea senegalensis (Senegalese sole)
Lineage: Eukaryota; Metazoa; Chordata; Actinopteri; Pleuronectiformes; Soleidae
Gene: otx1
Product: orthodenticle homeobox 1
Exons: 4
Coding region: 484-1482 (332 amino acids)
Biological process (GO): multicellular organism development; regulation of transcription by RNA polymerase II
Cellular component (GO): nucleus
Molecular function (GO): RNA polymerase II cis-regulatory region sequence-specific DNA binding; DNA-binding transcription factor activity, RNA polymerase II-specific
Source: RefSeq, a predicted model, not a curated record
GGGCGGAGAGAAGGUGAUCAAUCUCCAUCCGUCUCCAUUAGAAAUCACCUUAACACUCUGACAGACAGCGACAAACCCCCUGAAAGCAAAUGAGUCUGAUUUAUUUGGCUGUAAAAAAAACACCCGGAACCGCAGCGAGGACGCGCUGACGCCCGUGCGCCGGUGACGGUGACCUGCUGCCUGCGUGUUUCUGUCUCUCCGUGUGCGUGAUGCUGCUCCAUUUGAACACUGCUGUUUGUUUUUGAGCCUCUCCACUGCUGCUGCCGCUGCUGCCGCUGCUGCUGCUGUUGUGCCCCGCAGACUUCCUGCUGCUGCUGCUGCUGCUGCUGGAUAUUUUCACUGCUGCUCGUGAGGCCGGAGAUUCCGGGAGAAGGGAAGGAGAAAAACAAGUGACUUGGAUCGCUCUCCUGUCCCGUCAAACUGCAGCAUCGAGGGAAACCGAACCACUGGCCUGAGCUGGGUGGAGCUGUGACCGCCUGUAGCAUGAUGUCCUACCUCAAACAGCCCCCAUACGGCGUCAACGGCCUGGGGCUGAGCGGCGCUGCCAUGGACCUGCUGCACCCGUCAGUGGGAUAUCCAGCGACUCCCAGGAAACAGCGGCGGGAGCGAACCACCUUCACCCGCUCCCAGCUCGACGUCCUGGAGGCUCUGUUCGCCAAGACCCGCUACCCGGACAUCUUCAUGCGGGAGGAGGUGGCGCUGAAAAUCAACCUGCCCGAGUCCAGAGUCCAGGUGUGGUUCAAGAACCGGAGGGCCAAGUGUCGCCAGCAGCAACAGAGUGGCAGUAGUGCCAAAGCCAGGCCGCCCAAGAAGAAGUCUUCACCGGCCCGGGAGAGCACGGGGUCAGAGAGCAGCGGCCAGUUCACGCCUCCCGCUGUGUCCAGCACCGGCUCGUCCUCUUCUUCAUCGUCCUCCACCAAUCACACAGGCCCAGUGGCGCUCAGCAGCACCUCUACCUCCAUCAGCACCGUCUCCUCCAUCUGGAGCCCCGCUAUCUCCCCUGGAAACGCCCCUGCUCCCGCUGUGGCCCCACUUCCCGAGCCCGGACCUCCGUCCAACGCGUCCUGUAUGCAGCGCUCAAUGUCCGGCUCGGCCGCCGCCGCCACUUCCUACCCCAUGUCCUACAACCAGACACCAGGCUACGGUCAGGGUUACCCCGCCCCGUCCAGCUCUUACUUCAGCGGCGUGGACUGCGGAUCCUACCUGGCCCCCAUGCACUCCCACCACCACCCCCACCAGCUCAGCCCCAUGACGGCGUCCUCCAUGUCGGGACACCCGCACCACCACAUCAGCCAGUCGUCGGGCCACCACCACCAUCACCACCACCACCAGGCGUACGGCGGUUCCGGCUUGGCCUUCAACUCGUCUGACUGCCUGGAUUACAAAGAGCAGACUGCAGCCUCCUCGUGGAAGCUCAACUUUAACGCCACAGACUGCUUGGACUACAAAGACCAGGCCUCCUGGAGGUUCCAAGUCUUGUGAUCCAGCUUUUCUUUUCUUCCCUCCCUGCUCGCCUGCUCCCUCUUCUUUUAUUUCCCAGAUUAGUGUGUCGCUUGUUUUGUUUUUUUUUAAGGACAGAAAGAGUUUAUGAAACAUAAAAUGACAAGAUAGCAACAGGAGCGCUCUGCAAUUGGACUUUGUUUUUCCUCCCACUUGUUCUCUUUUUGAAAAAAAUCAACAAAUGAAAAAAAAGGAAGAGAAGCUGCCCCUUGAUUCCUGUGAAGAGAACAUCAGGAGCCGUUUCCUGUUGAUGAAGAAUAAGGUUUUUAAGAAGCCGCCUCUUGGAUGAGCUCAACAAAACCAAACUGUUUUUCAGAACACAACAAAAUUAAGUAAUUACAACCAAACUCCUUUGACCACCAGCUCCUGGAUGGGAGGAAUAUGUUCCCCUCUGGUGCACGGACAGGAACUGGCCUGCAGUGCCCUCUUUACCUCCAAACCCAAUCAAAUCCUGUAUAGUUUUUAUUUCUGAAAAUGUGUUAUUUUAGAAUGACAGAGAUUUUUAGUCAGCUGCGUUAAGGAGCUGAAAUAUGUAAAUAUGUAUUUGGGUCAGUUACAGUGACCAUGUUUAGUUGGUGUUUUUUCUGAAUUUUAAAUUGUUUAUUACCACUUUGGGAGAAAAAAACGAAAAAAAAACAACUGUAUGUAAAUCUUUCCAAAUAUUCCAAAGAGAACAAAUUGGCCAUAAAGUUCAGCUUUUAUAUUUGUUGUUUUACUCUGGAGAGAAAAUGUUUUGGCUAUUUGAAAUGUCUUGGGAAACCUAUAAAAAUACAGAUGCAGAACUAUUCUGGCCAUCCGUCCAGGACACUCUGUUUUCCAGAUAUUAUAAUUCUAAUUAUUAUUAUUAUUAUCAUCAUUAUUAUUAUUAUUAUUAUUAUUAUUAUUCUAGCCUCUACAGUUUCAAAGCAGGCCUCUUCUCUUGGGCAUUGUCGUGCUUAUUGGACAUGUUUGAACCGCAGCACUUGGCUUGAUAUUGGAGUCAAAAAAAAUCAUUUUUCUUUUUUUCUUUUUGGAGAGGAAAUGUGGAUUGAAAGCUCCAAAAUGACAGUGAGAUGUUGAAUGUAUCUUUAAGGCGACCACUCUUACAUACAUGUUCAUCCAAUAAAGAUCCGUUAAGUCAUA